GUAUCGUUUCUCCCGUCUCCCCUCCUCUCAGCACUGACGGUGGGGACUAUAUAAAAGCGCGGUGAUCACUGGGUUCUAUUCAGAAAGCUUCCUCUCCAAAUCUCAGAGAACACAAGGACAGGAGACGUGACAAAAUGAGUGGUUUAGAAAAGGGGACUUUGAAGCUGCGUUUACUACAACUUAAAUGCCACUUUACUUGGAAACUUCUUUUAAAGGACACAGACCCUGAUGAAUUAGCAGACAGAUUGUAUGAUCAAUUGACAUUUCUUGUCACCAAGAACAAAUACAUGGUGUACAAUCUACUGGCCUAUGUGAUGCAUCUGAAAGGGGACUACACACAAGCUAUUGCCCAUUUAAAGCAAGCAGAAGAAAUGAUUAAAGAGAACAACCCGACUGGGACUGAUCAAAAGUAUUUGGUGACAUACGGAAAUUACGCGUGGGUGUUCUACUACUUAAAGCAAUAUAAAGAGUCUCAAAAAUAUAUAGAUAAGGGAGAGAAGAUAUAUAAGGAACUGAAAGAUACCACAGACACAGCUGAAAUUUAUGGUGAAAAAGCCUGGACAUUGUUAAAAUUUUGCGGCCAAUAUUAUGAAGAAGCAAAACAAUGUUUUCUAAAGGCUUUGGAGCUGGAGCCAGAAGACCCUGAGUGGAACAGUGGAUAUGCAACAGUGGUCUACAGACUGGAAGGUUUCAAUGGCAGAAAAUGUGCUGCUUCAGAAUGCAAGUCACUGGAGCUACUGGAACGUGCAGUGGAGAAGAAUCCAAAUGAUGCCGUGGUGAAGUCACUUCUUGCCUUGAAGCUUCAAGACCUAAACAGGACUAACGAGGGAAAAAUCUAUAUCGAAGAAGCCAUAAAUCAAGCUCCAAGUUCUCCAUAUUUGCUCCGUUAUGUAGCAAUGUUUUACAGGAGAGCUGGAAUGCUAGAUGAUGCCUUGCGUGUCCUACAAACUGCAUUAGAUCUCAUCCCAACUUCUGGAUUUCUGCAUCACCAAAUUGGACUCUGUUAUAGGCGAAAGUAUUUAAAUGACAAAAGAAGGUUUGGAAACAGGAACAGUUAUAUGAGCCAAACGGAGACUGAAAAAUUAAAUGACCUCCUGCAAAAUACUCUGUUUCAUUUUGAGAAGGCGGUGGAAUACAAGAAAACUUUUGUUUAUGCGUAUGUAGAUUUAGCAAAUAUGUACUGUGAAGCCAAGGAAUAUAAAAAAGCCGAGGACACGUUUAAAACAGUUAUGGCAUUUACCACUCUUAUUGAUGAGGAGAAGCAGCAGAUCUAUUACCAUUAUGGACGUUUCAAAGAAUACAACAUGAGGUCUGAAUCUGAAGCCAUCAACUACUAUAAAAAGAGCGUACAGUUUACUUUAUGCUUGAAAGAGAGAGAGUUCAGUGCAAAGUCUCUAAAAAGAAUUGCUUCAAAAAAGAUUCAGAACGAUAUUCAUGAUGCUGAGGGUUUUGCUUUGCUUGGCUUUGUCCAUAAGAUGAAUGGGGAAAUGAACGAUGCAAUCGAUUGCUUUGAAAAAGCCUUAAAAUAUGACCCUCACAAUGCAGAAUAUGUGAGUGAACUCUGUGAGCUGAAGCUGGUGAUCUGAAAAAGGAGCGACACAGAAGACAGAGCUUGUGUUUUAAAACGUACCCUUUUCUCUUUUCAUAAAUCAGGAGAACAUGUGUCUCCAUGAAACCUAUCUACAGUACUGUGAACAACUGAACACUAGACAUGAGGCAGGGAGAGGAGGGGGAUGCAACUGCAUUGUCUUGAUUAGGCUACUUUGACCUAUUGGUUUUGGUUUCAGGUCUUGAGGUCCGGCAUCCUGAUGCACCCUGAACGCAUCUCUUUCCAUUCAGAAUGCAUGAGGACUAAACGGAACCGUUUUGGCCCAGUUUUGAGAUCCUUUGCCGGAAUGCCAAAACUCAUAUUUGAAAGUAGCCUUAUUGUGUUAGUUAAUACCAUGAAGGAUGGGGGGAACAGCAAAGGGGAUCUGAAUAGUCAGGGCACACAGCAUGUUCAAAGAAAUGUUGUAGGUUAGACAUUUCAAGCUGAAGUAUAUCUAAAACAUCUCUAGAAAAUGUAUAUUCUUAUAUAGUAAAUAGAAAAAUGUAUAUACUUAUAUUUCCCACAACUCAUCAUGAUGUAAUGUAUUACCUUCAUUGUUUUCCACAUGAAUGCACUUUAUACAAAUAUAUAAAACAUAUAUGAUAAGGAAAAUCACAAGCUCAGCUCUGCUACAUUGAUCCACUCAAGAUUCCUAUAGCUGUAUAUAUUAAUGUAUUAAAUAGCUGUGUGUGCUAUAUAUAUAUAUAUAUAUAUAUAUAUAUACACACACACACACUGUAUAUUAAAACAAUGAUGUAAUCCUCAAUUUUAUCAAUAAAGUCUUGCAAUAUUGAUUUGUGGAAAUACAUUAUUUUCUGCAGUAAUAUGGUGCUGCUAGUUCCAUGGUACUGUGAUAUGACAGCACUGGUGUUCUAGUUAUAAAAGU
This is a messenger RNA of Bufo gargarizans (Asiatic toad), 2474 nucleotides long. RefSeq names its product interferon-induced protein with tetratricopeptide repeats 5-like. Gene Ontology annotation, cellular component: cytosol. The record is from RefSeq and is a predicted model, not a curated record. The transcript is spliced from 2 exons. Gene Ontology annotation, biological process: defense response to virus. Gene Ontology annotation, molecular function: protein binding. Lineage: Eukaryota; Metazoa; Chordata; Amphibia; Anura; Bufonidae. Bases 135 to 1586 code for a protein of 483 amino acids.